AUGGAAAGCAUUCAAGUAUCGUGGAGUAUUGCGAAAAGGCGCGAAGAUUUCGCGAGCCCCGCCCUCGCGCGCUCGCCCAAUGAGAGCGGCGCGCGGCCUCUAUUGGACGAUGGCGACGAUAUGAAAAAACGUGGCACCCCGGUCGCGCGUCCCCAGGGCGCGGGCGGCGCGGGAGGCCCGCCCGGGCUGGGCGUCCAUGUCAUCUCACACAAAUGUGAGGUGACGUCAUGUGCGUACGAGAUGCUUUGUUUUUACGCUAGAUGGCUCGCCCACGACACUCAGCCUGCAGUCUCC
Messenger RNA from Brenthis ino (lesser marbled fritillary), 294 nucleotides. Lineage: Eukaryota; Metazoa; Arthropoda; Insecta; Lepidoptera; Nymphalidae. The record is from the annotation of a GenBank genome assembly.